This is a messenger RNA of Dermacentor andersoni, 2921 nucleotides long. RefSeq lists its product as uncharacterized. Lineage: Eukaryota; Metazoa; Arthropoda; Arachnida; Ixodida; Ixodidae. The record is from RefSeq and is a predicted model, not a curated record.
AUGCCAGCGCACGGCGGGGACGAGAAUGCUUCGAGCAGGCCACCAGCCGUGCCUCAACCAUCCGCAGCCAACCGCCCCGUCGUCUUCACACAACUGCGUCAACCAGGUACCUUUUCCGACUCUGACAACACUGACAUCGAAGAUUGGCUUCAACUGUACGAACGGGUUGGCACUAGCAACAACUGGGACCCGACUCUGAUGCUAGCGAACAUCAUAUUUUACCUGGCGGGCACGGCACAACUGUGGUUUCUGAACCACGAACAAGAACUUACUAGCUGGGAGAUACCCGAAAAUACUAUCGCAGGCGUGGCAUUGCUGGGCAGCUGCCGAUGGCAUGACAACACCUGCCGGGCCGCCACCGCGGCGCGAUUAGGUCGGGCCACUAACGACACUGACGAUGAGCUCAGCGGCGGCAGCAGCUCGUGCCACAACGAGGUGGUGAGCGAGUGCGUGCGCAAGCUGGACCUGCUGUCGCGAAACAAGAGCCUCGCGUUCGCCACCACUGAGGCCGAGCUGAAGCGCAUAUGCGACCACCUCACCGACGCCAUGGAAUGCGUGAACGGGUUCACGCGGCGCUGCUUCAACGAGCGACAGCGCGAGAUCUACAGGCGGCUCACCAGCGGAGCGGCUCAACUUAUCGAAGAUUUCUGUCAAGAAGGGUCCAGGUUUAGGAUGACGUACCUGAAGCAUUCCAAGUGCUACAAGCAGCUACAGGACGACUACAAUUACUGCGCCGCGGUCUACAUGGCACAGCGAGCCGAGCUUCAAGGGCAGACGCUAAGCACACAAGAGAAGAUACGACUUUCUUGCUGCCAGAUGGAUGGCUACAAGAACUGUGCCAAGACGGCUGUGCUCCGGCGUUGCGACGUGGAAGCGGCCGAGCUCGCUGAGGACAUUAUCGUCAAGGCUGGCGGCUACCUCGUUUCGACACACUGCGCCGGUUACCGAAUCGACGAGCCCACUUGCAGUAGUUGUUCCGCAAGGGUGGCCCUUACAUUGAGGGCUACUUUGGCUGUUAUCACAUGCUACUUUGUAUUUUCUAGACGGCAGCAGCCGCAUAGUCUUAGAGCACUUUGUGGCUAGAGGAAGUGAUGUUUUGCGGCUGGUCCGCAGUGGUGGAGCAGUCCUCAAGAAGAAGAAAGCGUUCAACGGUGGGCAUUGCAUCUGCGACGCUCAGACUGUUUGCGAACUGCUGCAUUUUCUUCUUCAGAAGACAGAUGCCAUCUUAUUCUACUAUAUAGCAGCGAGAGAACGGGAACCUGUAAAGCAAGGGUCGUGCUACUGAAUUGGAAGCUGUGACCAAGAAGCGUUCAGUUAGGUGUAAUCAUCGCGUUGCCGACAAAUGACUUCGCCGUCGUGCUCCAGCAGUCACCAGCACCCUCUUCGUGUUCAGUGCGGAGAGAGGACGCAAAGUGCGACGAUUAUAGAGGCAGGUGCUGAACAGACAGGUGCGAGCGAGAGACAUUUGCGGUGUUUGAAGCGUACUUCACUUAGACUUGCCCGUGCACCUUGGUCAAUAGCAGAUUUAACCUUGCGGCAAAAGGCGCGAAAGGAAUCGCAAUGGUAAGUCAUUGCUCAUUGGCCAGGGCUCGGAAAUUGCGAUUCAUUCUGGGUCCAGUGUCGUUCUAUUAAAUCUGAUCUUUACCACAAUAUCUGGGCAUUGACUUGCCGACAGUUACGGACCCAUUAAUCUGCUCUCUUCAGCGCACGACAGUAGCCACUGUGCACCCGCCGUGGUUGCUCAGUGGCUAUGGUGUUGGGCUGCUGAGCACAAGGUCGCGGGAUCGAAUCCCGGCCACGGCGGCCGCAUUCCGAUGGGGGCGAAAUGCGAAAACACCCGUGUGCUUAGAUUUAGGUGCACGUUAAAGAACCCCAGGCGGUAGAAAUUUCCGGAGUCCUCCACUACGGUGUGCCUCAUAAUCAGAAAGUGGUUUUGGCACGUGAAACCCCAUAAUUUAAAUUUUAGUAGCCACUGUGCUGAGGCUCACUGCAACCACAGGAUGUGAAUUGUGUUGCUUUGACCUCAGUGGUUAGACACCGAAGUGGACUCAACGAGCAACAAGCGUCCACGGAUGUGGUCAGCGUCCUACCGAUGAUGACCGUGGCCACGGUGGAGUGUCGUCUUGACAAUGAACUGUUCCUCCAAUAGAUAAUUGUGCGGUGAAAGGAAGCAAACUGAGACGGUCGUUGCGUUGUGUAGACUGCAGCUUUUGCGCACGAAGAAACAACGAAGAGAGAACGUUACCGUUGUCUGUGUAUUUAGUGACACUCAAACAUUCAACACUGUGCGCAUGCGGUCAAGAGAUGUGCUUUACUUUAAUGGCCAUUGGCGGCUGCUUUCUCGCCGCCAGUGCGCUGUCGCAAAAAAAUAAUAAUACAAAAAUGGUUAUUGUAUCAAAAUAUACAAAUGCUUACUGAUGCGAAGAAUUUUAAACUGUUUGCUCUGUUUCAAACACUGACAUUGUACAUGCUUGCAUGGAAUGCUGGAUAUUUUUUUUUAUUAUGCUGCACAAUCAGCUCGGCAAUCUUCAUAACCCGAACACACAGAGUGCGGCAGGCUUGUCUAUGCACUCAGGAUGGCAUAUGUGUGAUUGAAGUAGGGCCGCACAUCCUGGAGACGCCGGCUUCACUAAGCCGGUAAUUUCUCAGUUACAAGACGGCAUUAUCGUCUUGGCUCUCCCGAUGUCCGGUCCAAGGGAAAGAAAUAAUUUGGGCAGACAUUGUUUAUAUAAUAAGACGAAGAAGGUAUAUAUACCUCAAGUAAAUCAUUCUUCGUUUUGAAUUCCUUUUCGGCAGGCUGCAGCUGCACUCCUUGCCUAAACUGAGUGAAAGUUCUAGGCACUAUGACGCCUUAGUGUUAAACGCUUUGUUGUUAGAGCCUUUUAGGACAUUUUAUUAAACUUUCACUGUCUUUUUGUUCA